UCCAACAUAAACUUAAGAAAAAAACAACCGAUGAUCGUCUUGGUGGUUUCCCCACUAAACUCCCUAAUACAAGACCAGAUUUCAAAUUUGAGAAGAGUAGGCAUAGCUGCGUGUACUAUCAAUAUAUCAGGUACAAAAGGAAUGACAUAUAAUGAAGCUGGCGGUGAUGAAGUUUCUAGUGACGAUGAGGAAGGAAACAAUUUGGAAGACAGGGCAGUCCUGGAAUGUGAUGUGCCGUUUGACAUGAUUGAAAAGGGUGCCUACAAAAUAAUAUAUGCUCAUCCGGAGACAUUCCAAAAAACAAAGUUUGCUCAAGUUAUUAGAAGGAAAGUGUAUCAAGAACUUGUCUGUGCGGUUGUUAUUGACGAAGUUCAUAUGAUAUCUGAAUGGGGAGAUGACUUUCGUCCGGCCUUUAAAAAGCUUGGUGAGCUUAUUUGUGUGUUUGAUGGAAGCAGACAUCUGGUAUUAACAGCUACGGCAACACCUGCAGCAGUAAAGAGCCUAGUCAAGUUACUCAACUUUAAAGAUCAUGUCGUAGUCUCCGCUAAUGUUGAUAGACCCAACAUCUACAUCGAAAUCUGCAAAAGAUUACCAAACAUUCAUAAGUUUGAAAAGCUAGAUGGAAUAAUUCAGCCAAUCGCUGAAGAACUGAAGGAAAAACAACACGAUUUCCCAGUUACUAUAAUUAAUGUGGAUAACUUGGAGUCAUUAGGAUAUUUCUACCAGUUUGUUUCAUACCAUCUACAAGAAAAGGGCUACAAAGGUGAACAGAUUCCACAAAAUCGAAUCUUUGGACAAUAUCACAAGGAUUACCCCGAUGACAUGAAACAGUUAAUUAUUGGAGAACUAGUGAAACCAAAUCCCACUAUACGUCUUGUUAUGGCCACAGUGGCUCUUGGUAUGGGCAUUAAUGCGCCAAGUGUUGAAAGGAUAAUACACUCUCGGCCACCCACAACAUUAGAAAAGUAUCAACAAGAGAUAGGGCGUGCUGGUAGAGCUGGUCAACCUGCCCAUGCCAUCAUGUAUUACAACAACAGUGAUAUUGCUAAAAAUAGGAAAGGUUUGUCUGAUGUAAUGGCUCAAUUUUGUAAACAGGAUGGCUGCUACAGGAGGACACUAGUGAAUUACUUUGGAUUUGAUGAAGUUUUAUACAAAGGAGAAAGGCACAACUGUUGUUCAAAUUGUAGAGGUAGCAGCUAAAUUACUACAUCUAAACCAAUCUCAAAACUACUCAUUGGGACAGAUUUGUUUUUCAAUAAGAUUUAUAAAAAUUG
Molecule: messenger RNA, 1274 nt
Organism: Lingula anatina
Lineage: Eukaryota; Metazoa; Brachiopoda; Lingulata; Lingulida; Lingulidae
Product: ATP-dependent DNA helicase RecQ-like
Source: RefSeq, a predicted model, not a curated record